UGACUUCUUGAAAUCAGCAGAUUGGCAGUAAUAAGACUUUCAUGCUAAUCGCUGCCGUAAGUUGAUUCACGCGUCGUGUGUUGUUCAUUCAAAAUGUGCGGAAAAUAAUAUCAUUGGUGAUAUGUUAGCUGCAAGGAGUUUCGAUUCGUGUGAAACAUAAAUAAGACUGGACUGUAAAAGGCGCGUACGGAACACUUUUUUCGUUAGUUUGCUCGUUUCUUUUCCUAGUUAUUUUAAUUUUAAGCGUAUCUUUUUGCAAUAAUCCGAUAUCCCUCCGUAAAAGUCAUCUUGUCGCUGUCCCCUGUACGCUUUAGAACCGUCGUGGCCGCAUUUUUCCUUUGAAGAUUGCAGAGAAAAGUUGAGUUCUCUCGUGUGUCGUGUGUUUUCUGUAUUGCAUCGGUUGAGUUUGUCGCUUUUGGGUUUUCGCGUAGUUUAGUUCGUUCGAUAGCGAGUGGAGCAAGGUUUCAGUGGGCAAAUUGAGAUCGGAGACGAGGUCCUGACCGGCACGAGAUCAUCACAUCCAGGAUACGCGCAAGGGGCAUUGGGAGGAGCCCAAGUCGUUUCGAAGCCCGUGUGAUAGCGAAAUUGUGUAUCGGUUGGAGUAAUAAUUUAGAUUAACCAUGGAGGACGGUCAUCAAAAAACCGUCGAGGAGGCAUUAAACUUUUUCGGAACAGAUCACGAACGGGGUCUUUCAAUUGAUCAGGUUAAAAAGAAUCAAGCAAAAUACGGACCUAAUGAGCUUCCAACCGAAGAAGGAAAGUCCAUUUGGCAAUUAGUCUUAGAACAAUUUGAUGAUCUGCUUGUUAAGAUCUUGCUGUUAGCCGCUAUUAUAUCUUUUGUAUUAGCUCUUUUUGAAGAGCAUGAAGAUACAUUUACAGCGUUCGUAGAACCUUUAGUUAUUUUACUUAUUUUGAUUGCAAAUGCAGUUGUAGGUGUGUGGCAGGAAAGAAAUGCCGAAUCAGCUAUUGAAGCACUUAAAGAAUAUGAACCCGAAAUGGGUAAAGUCAUACGAGGUGACAAAUCCGGUGUACAAAAAGUUCGGGCGAAAGAAAUUGUACCCGGUGAUCUAGUUGAAGUGUCAGUCGGUGAUAAGAUUCCAGCUGAUAUCAGAUUAACAAAAAUCUAUUCCACCACAUUGAGAAUUGAUCAGUCCAUCUUGACCGGUGAAUCUGUUUCUGUGAUAAAACAUACAGAUCCUAUUCCCGAUCCACGUGCUGUGAAUCAAGACAAAAAGAAUAUUCUAUUCUCAGGUACAAAUGUAGCUGCUGGUAAGGCACGUGGUGUUGUUAUUGGCACCGGUUUGAAUACUGCCAUUGGUAAGAUCCGUACUGAAAUGUCAGAAACAGAAGAAAUUAAGACACCAUUGCAACAAAAACUUGAUGAAUUCGGUGAACAAUUGUCAAAAGUUAUUUCGAUUAUUUGCGUCGCUGUAUGGGCCAUUAAUAUUGGUCACUUCAAUGAUCCAGCUCACGGUGGCUCCUGGAUUAAAGGUGCUAUCUACUAUUUCAAGAUCGCUGUCGCGUUGGCUGUAGCUGCUAUCCCAGAAGGUCUACCAGCUGUCAUUACCACUUGUCUCGCCUUAGGUACACGCCGUAUGGCCAAGAAGAACGCUAUUGUACGUUCACUGCCGUCCGUCGAAACUCUCGGUUGUACCUCGGUCAUCUGCUCUGAUAAGACAGGAACGUUGACUACAAAUCAAAUGUCCGUUUCACGUAUGUUUGUCUUCGAUAAGAUUGAAGGUAGCGAUAGCAGCUUCCUUGAAUUCGAAAUGACCGGCUCAACCUAUGAACCAAUUGGUGAAGUUUUCUUGAACGGUUCAAAAGUUAAAGCAUCCGAUUUCGAAGUUAUGCAAGAAAUUGGCACCAUCUGCGUUAUGUGCAAUGACUCUGCAAUCGAUUUUAAUGAAUUUAAACAGGCCUUUGAAAAAGUCGGUGAAGCUACCGAGACUGCACUCAUUGUACUUGCUGAGAAAUUGAACCCGUUCAAUGUACCCAAGACUGGAUUGGAUAGGCGAUCAACAGCUAUUGUAGUACGACAAGAAAUUGAAACCAAAUGGAAGAAAGAAUUCACCUUGGAAUUCAGCAGAGAUCGUAAAUCCAUGUCUUCAUAUUGUUCCCCAACCAAACCUUCACGUCUUGGAAAUGGACCGAAAUUGUUCGUCAAGGGCGCUCCAGAAGGUGUAUUGGAACGUUGUACACACGCCCGUGUCGGAACCUCAAAGGUCCCAUUGACCAACACCUUGAAGAAUCGUAUCUUGGAUCUCACUCGUCAAUACGGUACCGGUCGUGAUACUCUCCGUUGCUUGGCUCUUGCCACCGGUGAUAAUCCAAUGAAACCUGAAGAUAUGGACUUGGGAGACUCAACCAAAUUCUACACAUAUGAAAUCAACCUAACCUUCAUCGGUGUCGUCGGUAUGUUGGAUCCCCCACGUAAGGAAGUCUUUGACUCAAUUGUUCGCUGCCGUGCAGCUGGUAUUCGUGUAAUUGUAAUCACUGGUGAUAACAAGGCUACCGCCGAAGCCAUUUGCCGACGUAUUGGUGUAUUCGGAGAGGAUGAAGAUACUACUGGCAAAUCAUUCUCUGGACGUGAAUUCGAUGAUCUAUCACCCGGCGAACAGAAGGUUGCUUGCGCCCGUGCCCGUCUCUUCUCACGCGUCGAACCUGCUCACAAAUCAAAGAUUGUUGAAUAUUUGCAAAGCAUGAAUGAAAUCUCAGCUAUGACUGGUGAUGGUGUCAACGAUGCGCCUGCAUUGAAAAAGGCUGAAAUUGGUAUUGCUAUGGGUUCGGGUACUGCUGUCGCCAAAUCUGCAUCAGAGAUGGUGUUGGCUGAUGAUAACUUCUCAUCAAUUGUAUCCGCUGUUGAAGAAGGUCGCGCUAUUUACAACAACAUGAAACAAUUCAUCCGUUAUUUGAUUUCAUCCAAUAUUGGUGAAGUCGUAUCUAUUUUCUUGACUGCUGCCCUUGGUCUUCCAGAAGCUUUGAUUCCAGUACAACUGUUGUGGGUCAACUUGGUCACUGACGGUUUGCCAGCUACAGCUUUAGGUUUCAAUCCACCAGAUUUAGAUAUCAUGCAAAAACCACCACGUAAGUCUGAUGAAGGUUUGAUCUCAGGCUGGUUGUUCUUCCGUUAUUUGGCUAUCGGUGGUUAUGUCGGCGCUGCUACAGUCGGUGCAGCUGCCUGGUGGUUCUUGUUCUGCGAGACUGGCCCACAAAUGUCAUACUGGCAACUUACCCAUCACUUGUCGUGCUUGCCUGGUAACGAGGACUUCAAGGGUGUCGACUGCAAACUUUUCAAUGAUCCACAUCCAAUGACAAUGGCUCUUUCUGUACUGGUAACAAUUGAAAUGUUGAACGCAAUGAACAGCUUAUCAGAAAAUCAGUCGUUGAUUACGAUGCCACCAUGGUCAAAUAUGUGGCUUAUUGGUUCCAUGGCUCUCUCCUUCACACUUCAUUUCGUCAUUCUCCAUGUAGAAGUCCUCGCGACUGUCUUCCAAGUGACACCGCUUUCAGUUGACGAAUGGAUGACGGUUAUGAAGUUCUCAAUUCCUGUUGUGCUACUCGACGAGACGCUCAAAUUCGUCGCCCGAAAGAUCGCAGAUGGUGAGAAAAUCUUGUAUUCAAUGCACGGGAUUAUUGUAAUGUGGGCGGUGUUUUUUGGUUUGCUCUAUUGGCAUAUAUUUUAAAAACAAACCCUUAAUUUUUUGAUUAAUUAAUAUAUAAUACCUAUCUCAAUUAAGAGAGAACGUUUUUGAGUGUCUCUUCCCCCUCUUUAGUCCAAAUAACUAGUGUUAUUUUUAAUUAUUGUAUUUUUAGUAAUUUAAUACAGAUACGAAAGAAAAAAAUAAUUAUUAUUUAAUAAAAAUAAUAAUAAAUAAAAUCCAAAAAAAAAAACUUGAAAAAGAUGAUAAUUAAAUUUGUAAAAAUGGACACACAACACACCCGAUUUGUAAAAAGCGAAAGAGAAAAUGAGAAAAAAAUCUUAAAAUGCGGAGACCAUUACAUGAGAAGAUCAGAACUUAAUAAUUCUUAAUAAUUUAAUGUGGUGAUGAUGAUAAUGAUGAUGAAAAUGCAAUAAUGAAAAGAGAAGGAAAUAAAGUAAAACAAAAGUCAAAUAAAAUGCGUACAAAGAAUUGUUCGAACACAAACCUCCAUAAUAUGUGUUGAAAAUCUUGACAUGAUGACAAUGAUAUGAUUGAACAUGGACAUGCAUUUGUUUUUAAAAAAUGAAAAAAAUCGAAAAACGAA
Messenger RNA from Hermetia illucens (black soldier fly), 4245 nucleotides. It is a transcript of the gene SERCA, whose product is annotated as calcium-transporting ATPase sarcoplasmic/endoplasmic reticulum type. The transcript has 10 exons. Gene Ontology annotation, biological process: intracellular calcium ion homeostasis; calcium ion transmembrane transport. The record is from RefSeq and is a predicted model, not a curated record. Gene Ontology annotation, cellular component: membrane. Bases 621 to 3683 code for a protein of 1020 amino acids. Gene Ontology annotation, molecular function: P-type calcium transporter activity; ATP hydrolysis activity; ATP binding. Lineage: Eukaryota; Metazoa; Arthropoda; Insecta; Diptera; Stratiomyidae.